Molecule: messenger RNA, 2360 nt
Organism: Trichophyton rubrum CBS 118892
Lineage: Eukaryota; Fungi; Ascomycota; Eurotiomycetes; Onygenales; Arthrodermataceae
Exons: 1
Coding region: 348-1700 (450 amino acids)
Source: RefSeq, a predicted model, not a curated record
CCCAAGCGGCCUUGUCUCGGUCCCCAUGCCGGCCUCUUCACCGCACACAACAACAGACGAAAGACUAGUCCCGACGGAGCAUUUCGUUCCCUUGCCAGAUGAUGGACCGCCCUUUCUCUAGCUCGCAGCAGGGACUCCAUAAGUACACCUCCAUCUCGCACACUCUUCACGGCGACCUUCUCCCCACCGCAGCCCUCAUUAUUAAGCCGGCUUCCCUGCGACUUUCCAUCCUCGCGGCGUUGCUUUUUCCUGCAGCGCCAAAUUAGCCCUGGCCGCGCCAAGCCGCUUGUGCCGCUAGCCUGUCAGAGCCCGUUUUUUGCCUUUCUGUCCUCCCGAUCGUGCGAUUUAUGUUGAUUUUCCCUCCCAACCUCCUCCCCAGGUUUCCAACUCCUUACAAUCAACCCGUCCGCACCCGCCGCAUCGCCGUUCAAUCACCCACGCACCGUCGCAAAGACCGCUCCGACACAGCGCAUGAAGCGCAUUGCUUAACAGGACCUCUUCCAGCUUACCGCAUCUCCAUAUCACCUCGCGUUCUCAAGAAAACUCGCCCGGCGCAUAACUCCCAGCGCCAAAAAAAAAAAAAAAAAAAAAAAUCCAGGCAGCCGCCGGCACAGCGCAAACAACGCCUACUUUUGAAUACAUAUUCGCCUUCGCUCCCGCUUCGGUCGCCGACACCCGGCACAGGCUUGCGCUUCUGCAUACGCAGUGUACGGAUUGCUUCAAGCACGAUGCUUCUGCCUUCUGCCCUGUCGUGCGAGUCACGGCAACAACAAUAUUCCUCUCGGCCUCGCUUCGCCGCCUCCCACCUCUUCCCAUCCACUCCGCCGCCUUCUGACGAUGGCAUCAGAUCUGGAAAUGGCCUCCUGGGAACAUGCCGAGCGCUCCAGUCGCUGCUAAAUGUAUCCCCUGCUCCCUCACCCAGUCGUGCGCGCACUCGAGCACCCAAACCAGAACGUCUCCAGAGCCCUCUGCAAGUGAAACCUACGCCGUAUCUUCAGGACCGAACCACCUCUGCUUCAUCUACCUCAUCAUCUACAGGCCCAUUAUCAUCUGCGCGCACAGUUAAGAGGGUAGUCAAGCCAGCCGCAAAGUACCCUCGCGGCGCCAACAAGAGAAGGAGAGAGGUCUACGAGGAGUCCAUGGACUUCCAGCACGGAAGCAAGAAUAGAGAACAUGAAGACAAGUUCUCAACACCAAAGAGGCAGAGACGUGCACCUCCAGAGCUCCCACUUGGCCUCGAAACCGGAGAUUUCCGGUCACUCGACACCCCAUCCAAGUCGCAACGAUCGCCUACACAGUCCCCGUGCAUCCGGCGGCAAUGGAAUCGACGAGGUGACAACGCAGAUAAAAUAUCCAGCAGCACUGUUACCUCUCCGGAUCGAACCUCCUCCUUCCCUUCCUUCGCCGUUACGGCGGCCACACAUAACUCGUUAAACAAUGCCAUAGGCUCCUCGAUAUUCUCCUCGCCUCCUCAUCCAAGCACAGAGUGGACGACCGAAGACGACGGAAGACUAGUCGAGCUCGUGCUCGAGAAACUAAAACUAUCCAAGCGUGACUGGAAUGACUGCGCACGACGGAUGGGCAAGAACCACGACUCCGUCGGCAGGCGAUGGAAAGCCCUUGUUGGAGAAGGCAACGUCGGCCUCAGACGAGGACGGCGGAUGGUCAGAGGGCGGAUAGACGAGAGCUGGCGGCCAUGAUUAAGCCUACCCUUUGUCUCCUGCACCUUUCCUUUCUAUCUAUCCAUUAUUUCUUUCUUAUUAUUUCUCCUUUUAUUCGUCUCUUUUAAUACCUUCCUUUUCCAUCUUACCCAUAUUGUCAGCACUCUAGACCUAUCUUUUCAUGUGCUUUGAUUGAUUUUAUGUCCUUUCGCGAAGGGAGGAUGCCCUGAAGGAAACGGGCAAAAAGAACAGACAGUACUCCCUGGACGGCGGGAGGCUCGGCGCUUGCGGGAUAUUUGGGGUUUUCUUUUGUCUGUCUUUUUGUACUUGGCUCUGCUAUCCUUCGGCUUAUGAUGUGAUGACUCUCCUACAAAUUACUACUCCGUGUUCUGUCUGUCUAGCUAUUCAUCCCGACUAUAACCCACCAAAUAAACUUAUCUACUCAUCUUAUCCAUGUCUUAUCUUAUCCGGUUGUUUACUUAUCUGUUUACUUAUCGAUUUAGCUAGCUAUCUGUUGACGCGAUUAUUUCUGCUGUGGCUUGUACGAGCCUGCCCGCAAUCAAACAUCCCGGUCCGCAUGAAAGGAAUAUCCCUCUCUUCCAGGUACACCGCCUCAACGUUGGCCUUUCUCUGCUCUGCUUGCAUCAGUGCUGUUGGGACUCUGCUUGACCCCAGGAACAAAGAACGUCCGUUCGCUGA